AUGCCUGGUUUGGAAAUUCCCGGCGAGUUUCUUCGGCAUGCAGUUCUUGACACCGUCGUGCCUUAUGCGCCAACGGUCGAUAUUGAAGGUUCCUUGACCGCGGCUCUAGAAGACGGAGCCGAUGACCUUUCCUCCGUGCUGGCUUCAAUUUCUCAGCGGCCACUGUUAUUUUUCGGUAUGUUUUGGGCCCUGCAAUUAUAUAUUUAUGCAUUCUGUCUUUGUCUGACAUCAAGCUUCAUAGACGAAUUUCUGCCCGUUCGCAUCGUCUUGCGACUUUCCGACUGCACAGAGACAACCCUCAAACAUUACCUCCCCCGCCUCGAAGUCAAACUUGAUGUCUAUGCCGUAGACCCAGCAGAGAAUGUUGCCGAGAAUCCCACCCCAACUCGUGAAGUGAUUUUCUCAGGCCUGGUGAACACCGAAGAGGAACCACUAGUGGUGUUCAACGAAUUUGAGGGCGAGGAUGGGAUAGGAAAUCAUGUAUAUCUGAUAUGGACCACUGAGACCGUCCUCAAGCGUCCUCGCAACCGAAUCCAGAAUCCCUCGCUUUUGUUUAUGGCCUCCGCAAGUCUAAAUCCCGCUGAAGCCGCACGACAAGAAGACCCGGAAGACGACUACCUCCCUCCACUCGUACCCGCAUCUACAAAUAUGCUACAGCCUUUAGCCGGUGAUAAAUCGCUUACGCACAGAGAGCCCUUUCUCCCCGCCUCGCGACUGUUGCGCGUGGUUCCCACUACCUCCAUUGAGGAUCCUAUAUACAAUAUUCAACAACAGCAUGGCCACCCUUUCCGAGUCGUCCCCGCCGCAAGCGCUAGGAUUCGCUACUCCCGUCUCAAUAACUAUACCGGCCUCCCUACAACCAUUGCCAGUUUGGAUUUCGAGAUCACACCUUACGUGAACAGUGAAGUGGUAUUCGACAAAGCAGACCUCCAGCUAUCAGAAGGAACACUCGAAUCCCUUUCCGAUACUCCAGGUCUAUCUCUCCCUCUCACAUGUCGCCCCAGAGAUGAUGUGACCUUGGUUUAUAAGCUGACACCUGAAUACGGCCCCGAGACCAAUGGCUCCUCUACAGUCAUGCUGAGCAUACUGGAGAUAGCUCUAGAAGCGGAGAUUCAGUUGUCGGAUGAUUGCAAGCCUCGAAUUUCAAUGCGAUGGACGACCAAUGUUGACUUCUCUGUGGCUUUGAAUCCCACCUAUGGGGGACCUAGUCCAGCGCUACAAAGGAAUAAUCGCCCGACAAGCUUAUCCAUGCCUCCGGGUAACUCGAGUCGGCCCGCGACCGCGACGGCGGCAGCGAACCGUAGCUCUCUACGCGAGCGAGCUUAUUCGGUUACAGAUAUUGGAGUGACGAUUUCCUUCUCGGGGCCCGUUAGCGUCGAAGUUGGGGCACCGUUCACUUGGAAUGUCUUUAUUGUGAACCGCUCCAAUGUACCUCGAAAGUUCGCAUUGAUUGCGAUUCCCCGGCGGAAGCGCCUAGACCCACGAGGACAUGCUGCGCGACCGUCCUCUGCAUCUAUCUCCAGUCGGAAGGAAGAUGGGGUGGCGGAGGCCGUGACAGACGACAAUAUUGUACAUGCCAUGCAAAAGAGCGUUGCAGGCCAAGAGGUUGAAUUGAUCAGUCUGAGUACUGACAUUCGUGUUGGGUGA
This is a messenger RNA of Penicillium waksmanii, 1647 nucleotides long. RefSeq names its product TRAPP trafficking subunit Trs65 domain-containing protein. Gene Ontology annotation, biological process: intra-Golgi vesicle-mediated transport. The transcript has 2 exons. Gene Ontology annotation, cellular component: TRAPPII protein complex; trans-Golgi network. The coding region runs from base 1 to 1647 and encodes 548 amino acids. NCBI's taxonomy places the organism in Eukaryota, Fungi, Ascomycota, Eurotiomycetes, Eurotiales, Aspergillaceae. The record is from RefSeq and is a predicted model, not a curated record.